AAUUUGAAUGUAGCUGUCAUCAUAAAUAGACAAUCGGAAAAAUUUUACUUUCUUUCAACUUAUCGUAAAUGACCUUCUGUGUAACCUUUGUGGUGACAAUGAAUUGGAAAAUUUUGAUCCUACUUUAGAAAUAUAUAAUAUACAUAUACACUUUACAUUCGAAUAGUUUUGUGUUGUUGAAUUAGAACAAAUUUGUUCAGCUAUGUCGUCCGAGGCGGAAAAAAAGGUUAUGCCGAAAUAUAUAAAAUUUCUUUUUGGAGGCACAGCAGGAAUGGCAGCAACAUGUUUCGUGCAGCCCUUAGACUUGGUGAAAAGUAGAAUGCAAAUGAGUGGAAUGACUGGUGGCCAAAAAGAGUAUCCUACUUCACUUCACGCUUUACGAAGUAUCGUUAAAAAAGAAGGAAUUUUAGCUUUAUACACAGGUCUCUCAGCUGGUCUGUUUCGGCAAGCUACCUAUACUACAACAAGAUUAGGUGUUUACUCGAUGACCUUUGAAUAUUUUACUAAAGGAACAGAAACUCCUGGAUUUUUAAAGAAAGCAGGACUUGGAAUGUUUGCUGGAAUUUGUGGAGCGUUUGUAGGUACUCCUGCCGAGGUAGCACUAAUUAGAAUGACUCUGGAUGGUAGGUUGCCAUUAGCGGAUAGAAGAAAUUAUAAGCAUAUUGGUGAUGCACUUGUUAGGAUAACAAGGGAGGAAGGUGUACUUACCUUAUGGAGGGGAGCGAUUCCUACAAUGGGCCGUGCAAUGGCUGUCAAUACUGCACAGUUGGCUAGUUAUUCUCAGGCUAAAGAAGUGCUUAUUGAUAGUGGAUACUUCACUCAGGGAAUAUUAUUACAUUUCUGUGCUUCUAUGAUUUCUGGACUUAUUACCACUGCUGCUUCAAUGCCACUGGAUAUGGCAAAAACUAGGAUCCAAAACAUGAAAACGAUCAAUGGAAUACCUGAGUACAAGGGAACCAUAGAUGUUUUGGGAAAGGUUAUGAAGCAAGAAGGUAUAUUUGCCCUUUGGAAAGGCUUCACUCCCUACUAUGCCAGGUUGGGUCCUCACACUGUUCUUACCUUCAUAUUUUUGGAGCAGCUGAAUACAAUGUAUUACCGGUAUGUUUUGGGACAGGAAGCACCCGUUUCGAUGUAAUGUAAACUAAAUGGAUAGUUUAUUGUGAUUUCUAGAUACAGAAAGCUAAUUGAUGUAUGGGGUUAGCUGAUAGAUAUGCAAACUGCUUAAGAAAUAUUUAGGUUAGAGGAGAAAGAGAAUAUUUUUUUAUAAUAGUCUAUAAAUUUUUCGUAGAUUAUCAAAAAUCUAUCUCUAUGAUUUGGUGAUAUGUGAGAGAUUUUCAGGAACAUUUCACCAAACAUGAAAUUUAAGAGGUUAUAUAAACUUCAUGACCUUUUUUUUAGUAAUUAAUAUUUCAUGGUUCUUG
This is a messenger RNA of Coccinella septempunctata (seven-spotted ladybird), 1421 nucleotides long. RefSeq names its product mitochondrial 2-oxoglutarate/malate carrier protein-like. Gene Ontology annotation, biological process: malate transmembrane transport; succinate transmembrane transport; thiosulfate transport. NCBI's taxonomy places the organism in Eukaryota, Metazoa, Arthropoda, Insecta, Coleoptera, Coccinellidae. The record is from RefSeq and is a predicted model, not a curated record. The coding region runs from base 203 to 1135 and encodes 310 amino acids. Gene Ontology annotation, cellular component: mitochondrial membrane. The transcript has 4 exons. Gene Ontology annotation, molecular function: antiporter activity; oxaloacetate transmembrane transporter activity; succinate transmembrane transporter activity.